GCGUUUCAGGUUACGCAGCGUAUUCGAUCAACUUUUGGGCGAAAGCAGUCUUUAAAAGUAGAUUCAGCUCGCUUUUCUUACUAGUAACCCGACGAGUGACACAAACAUGAGCGACACUGACAGAGAAUUCAGAGAGAAGGUAAGUUGCGUUUGUGUACAACAUGAUAGCGUUGGAGAGAAAAUGUCGCAUCAUUUAGCUAUCGUUAGCUUCAAUGUUAGCCGUGUUUGUUUUGUGUUCUUGCGAAAAUGGCAAGGACACGUCUUCAAACCAAAGACGACAUUGUUUAAUUCCAACUCAAAUGUAUCUCUGUGUUUAAGAAUAUGCAUUGUGAAUACGCUAAGACAAGUAAAACAUCGCGCCGUAGUCCAAAGACUAGGCCGCGGCCUUACCAUGCUUUCAUUAUUCAAGCGCCAUUCAACGGCCGCCUUUGCUUACUGUAACAUUAAAGGCCUACUGAAAUGAGAUUUUCUUAUUUAAACGGGGAUAGCAGGUCCAUUCUAUGUGUCAUACUUGAUCAUUUUGCGAAAGUGCCAUAUUUUUGCCGAAAGGAUUUAGUAGAGAACAUCGACGAUAAAGUUCGCAACUUUUGGUCGCUCCUCACAGCCUCACCUUGUGUACAAUCAUGGCCACCAGUAGCGAGAGCGAUUCAAGCCGAGAAAGUGACGAUUUCCCCGUUGAUUUGAGCGAGGAUGAAAGAUUUGUGGAUGAGGAUAGUGAGAGUGAAGGACUAAAAAAAAAAAAAAAAAGACAAUCAUGGCCACCAGUAGCGAGAGCGAUUCGGGCCGAGAAAGCGACGAUUUCCCUGUUAAUUUGAGCGAGGAUGAAAGAUUUGUGGAUGAGGAUAAUGAGAGUGAAGGACUAGAAAAAAAAAAAGACAGGGCAGUGGGAGCGAUACAGAUGUUAUUAGACACAUUUACUAAGAAAAUUCUGGAAAAUCCCUUAUCUGCUUAUCGUGACACUAGUGUUGUAGUGAGAUUAUACUGUCAUACCUGAAAGUCGGAGCGGUGUGGCCACCAUACUUGCCAACCCUCCCGGAAGACUCCCGAAAUUCAGCGCCUCUCCCGAAAACCUCCCGGGACGAAUUUAAAAUUGCAAUUUAGUAAACUAAAAAGGCCUUAUUGGCAUGUGUUGUAACGUUAAGAUUUCAUCAUUGACAGAGUGGUCGGUAGUAGUGGGUUUCAGUAGGCCUUUAAACAUAGUCAUUAUUAUUAAAGACGUCAAUAUCUACAGUUUUAGCAAAUAUGAUGUUAAGGAAAUAUUUUAUGCUGUACUAUAAGACAUAUUGGGGCCACAUUGUAAAGAAAUCAUAAGGUUGUAUUUAUGCAAGCCUAAAGGAGUAUGUAAAAUUUGUGUGAAAAUGUCAAUAAUCGCAAGUUAAAAGUAAAUCAUUGUAUGAUUUUUAUUUUUUAUUUUAAAACUUUGGAAAAAUGUCAAGCUGCUUUUUGUUGCCUUAAACUGUAAUCCUGACUUUACUUUGCCAAUCCUUUCAGUGUGGCCCUAAUAAUAUUUAAUACACUACUGUUUUAGCACUGUGUUUUUUUUGUGCCACUUGGUAUUCAUGCUAAAAACAACAACUUGCCUUAUCACCCUUGUUUGUUCUUUGUUAAGGUUGAGGUUGGAAGAAAAGAAAAAGGCGGAAGAAGUUUCAGACGCAAAGUUGUUUUUUGUUUGAAGCCGAUGAUGCUGUUGAUGCAUGCUAAUGUAUUGGAAGCGGAAAAAAGAAGAUCUGCCCCUCGACUAGUGUUGUAAUGGCAGAUGCUAAAUUGGGGAAGAGGAUCAAAAAAGAAGCCUUAAGAAUGUCAAAGAGAAGAAAGAAGAAUGAAGGGUUGUUUUGAAGUAAUGAAGUAAAAGAAGUAAUGAAGUUAUGAUCAGAAGUUUGGCCGGGAGUCACAGCAUGGCUCGGGGAGUUCCUCCCCUCGACGAUCUUUAAAAUCGGCCAGCCGCUCGCCGGCACGCUCCAGAGGAGGAUCCCACCGUUCUAGGUCGCGGUCUCGUUCGCUGUCCAGGUCCAGGUCCAGAUCCAAAUCCAAGUCGAGAUCCCGUUCUCAUCGAAGCUCGCGCAGAAACUACUCGCGCUCUCGCUCCCGCUCUCAUCGCCGUCGCUCCAGAAGCCGCUCUGGCAGCGGUGGAUCCCGCCGCCGCAGGAGUCACAGCCGCUCUCCCAUGUCCAACCGCCGACGGCACAUCGGCAACAGGGCCAACCCAGACCCCAACAUGUGUCUGGGUGUGUUUGGCCUGAGUCUGUACACCACCGAGAGGGACCUGAGGGAGGUGUUCUCCAAGUACGGCCCCCUGGCGGACGUCAACAUCGUGUACGACCAGCAGUCUCGCCGUUCCAGGGGCUUUGCUUUCGUCUACUUUGAGAACUACGAGGACUCCAAGGAGGCCAAGGAGCACGCUAAUGGGAUGGAGCUGGACGGUCGCCGGAUCCGAGUGGAUUUUUCCAUUACCAAGCGAGCACACACCCCUACCCCUGGCAUCUAUAUGGGAAGACCCACAUAUGGCGGUGGUGGUGGUGGCGGCGGCGGCGGAAGCAGUAGCAGCGGUGGCGGCGGCGGCAGCGGUGGUAGCUCAUCGAGGCGCAUGUCAAGGGACUACGACAGAGGAUACGACCGAGGUUAUGACCGGGACUAUGAUCGCUACGAGGACAGAGAGUACAAAUCGUACAGACGAAGGUCUCCAUCACCUUACUACAGCAGAGGGUACCGAUCUCGAUCCAGAUCACGGUCCUACUCCCCACGCCACUACUGAGCAGUGAGUCGUCGUCCAAUGUUUUAUAUUUGUUUUGACCACGGCACGGCGAGCAAGUACACACUUCCUUUUAAUGUCUGCGGAACCUUCAUUAGUGGUGGAGGGGGCAUGGAAAUACAACAGAAUCAUUUUUUGUGCACAGCACUCCAAUCCCUGAAUUUUCAACUUGCUUUGCUGUAAAACCUCAAAUCCAAAAUGACAAUGUAAUGUGGUUGCAAAGUUAAAAGUGCAGAUUUUUGUAGUGUGAAAUUGGCUUUGAAGUCUGGAUGUUUUUUUUUUUUUUUAUAUAUACAAGCAAGUUUGUCAGUGACAUUUCCAGCUUCAUGUAGUGAUUUGUAUGCAGCUGCUUUUCUUUUUUGGCCUUCCUCUUGACGGUUGUUCAUGGUCUCACAUGUUCUGUAGCUAUUGUUCCAAGAAGUCUCUGUCAUCAAACAUAAAACAUGUUUUUCCUCUACAGAUCAAAUCCAUACUUUUUGCAUUGUAUUGAAUACAUCUUUACUCAAGGUGUUGAAUGUAGAAAUCUUCUGUUAGUAAUACAUUUUGUCACAGGUUUCCCAAUGUUAAGGAGUAAAAUAUAAUAAAAUGUAUAUAAUUGCUUAGGUCCCUUCUGCAGUUUAGUCAUGAGUCGGCUGCACUCGGUCUGAGUCUUAUGUUAAAGUACAUUUUAUUGUUUUGAGUUCCAAAUAAAAGAUCACAGGAUCACAA
Nerophis ophidion (straightnose pipefish) is the source of this 3457-nucleotide messenger RNA. It is a transcript of the gene tra2b, whose product is annotated as transformer 2 beta homolog. Gene Ontology annotation, biological process: positive regulation of mRNA splicing, via spliceosome. Gene Ontology annotation, cellular component: spliceosomal complex. Bases 2165 to 2752 code for a protein of 195 amino acids. Lineage: Eukaryota; Metazoa; Chordata; Actinopteri; Syngnathiformes; Syngnathidae. Gene Ontology annotation, molecular function: RNA binding. The transcript has 8 exons. The record is from RefSeq and is a predicted model, not a curated record.